AGCGAAUUGAAUUGCUGAAAGAACCAGUCAUUGCAGAAGCAAUGGCGAGACGAUCGUACAAGACCGAGUUGGGAUGCAUAGCUUGCGACGAACUCGGCGAACUCGGAGCUGGUAAACCGGGUUGGCUCGUCGACAGCCCGAACCUCCUCUGCGCCAUCGACACCCACUCUCUUGUCCUCGCUAACCGCUCCACCAUCCUCGUCCUCUCCUGGUCCGAUUCCGACGGAUCCCGGGUCAAGAUCCGACCCGAUUUGUCCCCCAUCGAGGCCGAGUGCAUCUCCGCCGUUGAAUGGUUGGUCUUCGACGAUGUUCGCGUGAUCGUGGCCGGUACCUCCUGCGGGUACUUGCUUCUUUACUCCUUGCGCGGUGAACUGAUUCAUAGGCAGAUGAUUUAUCCUGGACGAGUUUUAAAAUUAAGAGUUCGUGGAACAAAGAAAGAUUUGAUUCAAGAUACUUCCUCAGAAGAGUUUUGUCUCGUUAUGCCAGGUGUAAUUGCCCGUUUUGAUGGCUCUGAUAUUCAGAAUAUGCUGCAGAAAUGGUUUGAAGAAGUGCAUGCUCAAUUUUGGAAUCAAAAGCCAAAGAGUCAAGAUUCAGAGGAUUUUGGAAAUUCUUAUGCAAAAUUACCUUAUCAGUUGUGGAAUAUUGGCAAAUAUGGUACUUGUGCUGAUGCAGCAAUCACUGGCAUAAUGCUCCCACCCCUUAUGGAACACCAGUCAAGUCAACGUUAUUAUUGUGCAGUGGCUGUUGGAGAGGAUGCUGUGAUUUCAGCAUACAGACUUUCUGAAGACAAAGGCAGAUCUUUAGUGGGAGCUAUCUUGUCUAAAGUUGUACCUGCAACAUUUUCCACAAUAGCUUCUUUUUCUAAAUUGAUUUGGCGGAGUGAAAAGACAUCUCUAAAUAAAUCUCCAAAGAAAUCAGAUGAGAAGCCUCAGCCAUUUGCUCGAGCUUCACCUCUGACAUGUUUAAAAGAUCACCCUAGGAAAGGUGAGAAGCUUACCUUAUCACCGAGUGGUACAUUGGCUGCUAUAACAGAUUCACUUGGUCGCAUAUUGCUACUUGAUACUCAAGCACUCGUGGUGGUGCGCUUAUGGAAGGGAUAUAGGGAUGCCAGCUGUCUAUUCAUGGAGAUGUUGGUGAAUAAAGAUAUUGCAUCAUCAAGCUCUACUCAUUAUGAACCAAUGAAGAGUGAUUACUGCCUGUGUUUGGCUAUUCAUGCGCCUAGAAAAGGAAUAAUUGAGAUCUGGCAAAUGAGAACUGGACCACGUCUUAGAACGAUUCCAUGUGCAAAAGGUAGCAAAAUGUUGCAACCCACCUAUAGGUUUGGUGCAUCAAUGUCUUCUCCGUAUGUCCCUCUGGAAGUUUUUUUGUUAAAUGGAGAUUCGGGUCAGAUAUCUGUUUUGAAUCGAACCUUGGAUUCUUGAUAGAUUUUGAAAUAUUUUAUGUCUUGCUAAGCCAAUAGUAGGUAUUUUUACCAAGUAUCUGCAAGAGGCUGAAUGUACAACUCGAACUUAUGACCUUAGUCUAAUGGUUUGCCUCAAGGGUUUCCUCAAAAAAAGUAUGUAAUUUUAAAUUUUUCUAUACAGUGAUGGUGAUUAUUGUUUCA
This is a messenger RNA of Gastrolobium bilobum, 1603 nucleotides long. RefSeq lists its product as uncharacterized. Bases 42 to 1421 code for a protein of 459 amino acids. Gene Ontology annotation, biological process: regulation of GTPase activity. The record is from RefSeq and is a predicted model, not a curated record. The transcript has 8 exons. Lineage: Eukaryota; Viridiplantae; Streptophyta; Magnoliopsida; Fabales; Fabaceae.